UAAAAAGAGAGCAAUUUUUGCUGUUGUACUGUGCACCGUUUCCCCACCGAAUCAGCAUCAUGGCUAUGACAAUAUUCCACUUUGUUAUGUGUGCCGUAUUGUUGAAAGGAGUCCUGGGGCUUCCUUUUGCCUCUGAAGAAGAAGCCAAUCAGUUUUUAGGACUCAAGAGGCAAACACCUUCUUUCGACUAUUUGCAACUAACUAGUGGCCAGAAUAACUUGGCUGACAAGGUUAGCGAAGCUUGGGAAGCACUGAAGAAGUCAGCACAGUAUUACUUGGGUUCUGAAUGGUUUCAAUUUGAUACCGACACAGCCAAGAAGCACAUUACCUCUUAUAUGGACAUGUUACCCCAAUCUGAAGCAGGACUUAAGCGGCAGAGAAGAGAUGCCUCGCAGACGUUGGAAAUAAUAAUAAAAAUUUAGAACCAACAACACCUUGCGUAGAGGAAAACAUUCAAUGCCUCACCACAAGUGCAGACAUUAACAACCCACCAAAUCUCAAGAGGAAAAAAUAUACAUAUCGCUUGGCUGUGCAUAAAGUAUAUACAAUAAUUGAUUAUAUUUUAGUUUGUAAAAUAUGUUAAGUAAAUUGUUAAAUGCUAAUAUUGGAAGUAUUAAAGUUUCAAAUCAUA
Messenger RNA from Anolis sagrei ordinatus, 631 nucleotides. RefSeq names its product chromosome 3 C3orf85 homolog (gene C3H3orf85). Lineage: Eukaryota; Metazoa; Chordata; Lepidosauria; Squamata; Anolidae. The record is from RefSeq and is a predicted model, not a curated record.